Messenger RNA from Hippopotamus amphibius kiboko, 1794 nucleotides. RefSeq names its product MRT4 homolog, ribosome maturation factor (gene MRTO4). Gene Ontology annotation, cellular component: nucleolus; preribosome, large subunit precursor. The coding region runs from base 251 to 979 and encodes 242 amino acids. NCBI's taxonomy places the organism in Eukaryota, Metazoa, Chordata, Mammalia, Artiodactyla, Hippopotamidae. The transcript has 8 exons. The record is from RefSeq and is a predicted model, not a curated record. Gene Ontology annotation, biological process: rRNA processing; nuclear-transcribed mRNA catabolic process; ribosomal large subunit assembly. Gene Ontology annotation, molecular function: RNA binding.
CAUAGAGUUGGGACCGCACGCGGAGCCCUCGGUGGGGCGCUCUGGACCCUGGGAUCCCCUGCCCGCGCGGGAAGUCGCCCUGGAAACGCGAGGAAGCGGGCGGGCGACGGCCGGGCCAGGAGAGGCGGGCCUGCUCGCAGAUUGGGUCAGGCACGUGCAAGGGCAGCCCCCGGGGGCAGUCCCAGAGGCCCCCGCGCCGCCGAGGUCCUAACAGGCAGCACCGUCUUCCGCCGCACGUGGCUGCAGCGCGAUGCCCAAAUCCAAGCGCGACAAGAAAGUUUCCCUAACCAAAACUGCCAAGAAAGGCUUGGAACUGAAACAGAACUUGAUAGAAGAGCUUCGGAAAUGUGUGGACACAUACAAGUACCUCUUCAUCUUCUCUGUGGCCAACAUGAGGAACAGCAAGCUGAAGGAUAUCCGCAGCGCCUGGAAGCACAGCCGGAUGUUCUUUGGCAAGAACAAAGUGAUGAUGGUAGCCCUGGGUCGAAGCCCAUCUGAUGAGUACAAAGACAACCUCCAUCAGGUCAGCAAGAAGUUGAGGGGUGAAGUUGGUCUCCUUUUCACCAAUCGCACUAAGGAGGAAGUGAACGAGUGGUUCACGAAGUACGCGGAAAUGGACUACGCCCGGGCUGGGAACAAAGCCACUUUCACCGUGAGCCUGGACCCGGGGCCCCUGGAGCAGUUCCCCCACUCCAUGGAGCCGCAGCUGCGGCAGCUGGGCCUGCCCACGGCCCUCAAGAAAGGUGUGGUGACCCUGCUGUCCGACUACGAGGUGUGCAAAGAGGGCGACGUGCUGACUCCAGAGCAGGCCCGCGUCCUGAAGCUUUUUGGGUAUGAAAUGGCUGAAUUCAAGGUGACCAUCAAAUACAUGUGGGAUGCCCAGUCCGGGAGGUUCCAGCAGAUGGGAGAGGACCUGCCAGAGAGCGCGCCAGAAGAGUCGGAAGAAGAAUCAGAGGAAGAGGAAGACGACGACAGCUGAUGGGCACUUAUGACGGGGCUGCCGGGCCCGCGGGCCUUGUGUGGACUGGAGCCCGUGGGGCUGCCCCUGCCCUCGGAGGCCGCAGCCCUGUGUUCUGCUGUGCGUGUACACAAGGGAUGGUGACCAGGACGACUACUUUUCUAUAAUUGAUGAAACUUUGGCAGCAGGGGGUCUCCUGCAAAAGGGACUUUUCUUAGGAAAAAAGCCUUUGGGUUUGGGCUUUGGUUUGGACUCCCAGGAUUCUUUGUUCACCUCAAGCCAGUGUCCAGCACUGGCUCCUGUGUGACCACCACGGCCAGGCGGCUCUGCGGGCGCGAGAGGAACCGCCUUCUUUCCUCUGGCCCUUGGUGCCCCUAGCUUGAAACUGGGAUUUGCUGAGGAAGACAGGCAGGCUGCCGGCCCCUACCCCUACUCUCUUCUCUCUAUUCUCUCCCCUGCCCCCCGCCCAACCAAGGCCAAGAAUCUUAUGGGUGACCAGAAGACAGGAGGCAUUAGCUGAGACAAGAAUAAAGCCACCACUGAAGCUGAAUGUAGAAGAUGUCCCACAGCCUCCAGGGUUUAUUCUCCUGGGCGGUGGCUCUCUGUGGUAGGGUUUUGCCCAGAUUGUUCUGUUUGUGUUUAAUGAGGUCAUUCUGAAUGAGAGAAAAUCUACCUCGGGGUGUACGGCCCUCUUUUCUUCUGUCACACGUAGAAGCUUGAGGGCCAUCUGCAGCCCUGCUGUGGAGAAGUCAGGUUGGGUUCAGGGCGGGAGGCUGGGAGACCCUUUCACUGUCUCUGCCCUUUGAAGACUAAUCCCUACUCCUGCCCCCUUCUCA